Messenger RNA from Sander lucioperca (pikeperch), 936 nucleotides. RefSeq names its product CD209 antigen-like protein C. The transcript is spliced from 5 exons. The record is from RefSeq and is a predicted model, not a curated record. The coding region runs from base 95 to 835 and encodes 246 amino acids. Lineage: Eukaryota; Metazoa; Chordata; Actinopteri; Perciformes; Percidae.
CUGUUGUGUGGGGAUCCUUUGUAUCAUUCUACUGUUGGGCAUCAUAGCAGUCGUCGUCUACCACCUUGCUACAUUAAGUCAUGAAAGUGAGCUGAUGGCUGCCAUUCACAACCUGACAAACCUGAACAACAAACUCAGCUUAGACAAUGAAAAGUUGAGGAGGGACAACAACAAUCUGACAGUCCAGUUGGGCAACCUGACACAAAACUAUACUGUCUUAGAAAGUAAGAUCACAAACCUGACUGCAGACGUCCAGAACCUGAAUGUAGAGGUCCAGAACCUGACAACACGAAACCUGCAGCUGGAGACACAGAGGAAGAACUUAGCAGAACAAAUAGAAAACAUGAAGACAAACUGGAAUAAACUCAACGUCAGCCGAGCUCAGUGGAGCAUUGAUGCCUACUGCCCCACAGUAAAUAAAGGGAGACAGUGUAAAGCUUGUCAGGAGGACUGGGAUCUCAGCGGGUCUAACUGCUAUGUGUAUCAUAACGCUGCUCCUCCUCAUCAGAAAACCUGGGAAGAAGCUCGAGAAAACUGCAGAGGAAAGGGUUCAGAUUUGGUUGUUGUACAUAAUGAAGAGGAAAAGGAUGCACUCAAUAAAUACAGCGUGGGUAGUUCAGGAACUGAUGGAUACUGGUUUGGCCUGAGAGCUGAAGGUGGGAGAUGGAAGUGGAUUGAUGGAAGUAAUCUGACUGAAAGCUACUGGACACCACAACCUCCUACUACUGCUACUGAUGGUCAGUGUGGAAUGUCUGUCCAGAACGUAGGAUGGAGAUCAGUGAACUGUACUGAGAAAAAACAAUGGAUCUGCAUAAUGAAGGUUUUAUCUGUUUAAACACUGCAGUCAGACUCUGCAUGAUAAUAUCAACUGGCUUAUAAAUAUCAAACUAUGAAGACUUCUACUUCACAAUUCUUCAAAACUGUUUGUGUGUGUCU